This is a messenger RNA of Saimiri boliviensis boliviensis (Bolivian squirrel monkey), 3832 nucleotides long. The record is from RefSeq and is a predicted model, not a curated record. NCBI's taxonomy places the organism in Eukaryota, Metazoa, Chordata, Mammalia, Primates, Cebidae.
ACUCGGCGGAAAAGUUCGUGUCGAAGCGGCCUUCUGGGGCAAGGCCCGAGGUGUGUCCGGCUGAGCAGUAGGUCGGCCGCGUCCGGGCUGUGGGCUUCCGGCGGGCCCCUGCCGAGGCCCUGUCACCGGAUCUGGAGACCCUGCCUGGCCCGCAGACUUCUUCCACUGCACUGGGGAAACGUUCGAUUCCUGAAAGCCACUGGGCCGAAUCUGCAGGAUGGCAAUUCAGAGGCUAGUUUUAGUCUGUAGUGGGCACGGUCCCUUUUCGUCGUUCUUCAUAGAGACUCCCUAUGUUUCUCCAAGACACUUAGAUUGAGGACGUCCUAUUGGAGCCUAGCCUGGGGCGCCGGGAGCGGCAUCCGGUGGGGACAGCGUUGACAAGAUACUCAAAUAACCGUUUCAGCAGAUAGACUGGAAUAACGGUCAUUAUAGAUGUAACUAAUUAAAAUGAGGUCACACUGAACUGAGGCAGAGACUAAUUCAGUAUGACUGUUGUUCUUAUGAGAAGACGGAAGCAGGGGUUGGAAUGAUGCAUCUGCAAGCCAAGGAAGGCCAAGGGUUGCCAGCAGUCAUGAGAAGCUAGGAGAGAGGUGUGGACUAAGGUCCCCCCAGGGCCUGUGAAGGAACCAACCCAGAUGACACUUUGAUUUUGGGCUUCCAGCCUCCUGAACUGGAGAGAGUAAAUGUCUGUUGUUUUAAGCCACCCAGUUUGUGGUCAUUUGUUACAGCAGCCCCAAGAAACUAAUACAUGAGGCCAUAAGGAGUCCUGCUUUCAGAGACGGUCUGGUUUGCUAGCAAGACACAGUUUAUCACUUAUGAACUGCAUGACCAGAGGCAGUUUCUCAUCCUCUCUGGACCUCACCUUCCUCAUUUGUAAAACAGAGUUAAUGGUACCCACCUCAUAGGGCUACUUGGAGAAUUAAUGAGAAACUGGAUGUGAAGAACCCAGCACAAGUUGAGGAUUCCGAGGCUCAGAGAAGUGAAAGAACUUGCCCAAGGAUGAACGGUUGGGAAUGUGAAAACGAAGGAGUCAACAUUUAAAGCCUGAAUUUCUGGAUUCCUGAAUUCAUUCCAUUACACCAGAUUGCUGUGCGUGUGUGUGCACGUGAGUGCUAUCACCCGCAUAUGUGUUGAAUAGGGAUGUAGGCAGGUCAGCUAGAACAUGAGCUGCGAUUCACCAGGAUGGAAACCUGAUUUUAUCUUGAAGGUUAACACCUGUCUAUCAUAUGCAGAUGACUUAAUGCAUCAUAUGCAUGUGUGUAUUAAGCUAUCUGCAUACGAUAGACAGCUAUUAACCUACAGAGGAGAUGGCAAGUAUGUACAGUAUAUAUUUCACCAGGAGGCCGGUGAGUCACUGAAGAGGAUGUCAGGGAGUAACAAAGAUAGGGGAGCGGGAAAGAGGAUUAAUGAAAUGCCCAGAUUUAAGAACACCCAUGUUUUACCUUCACCUCAUGGUGAUGGAACUUCACAGGUUAAAGUGCAUGGGUGUGUCCACCUUGGUGAAACCACACUUUUCUGGUGAACAAAAUCAUGCAACUAUUAGUUGGACUUCUAAAAAUGUGCAGGUACCAUUUCUAGGCGCAAUAUGGAAUACAGGAAUAAAACUGCUAACGCCAAACUCUCUGGUGUGGCGAUGUGUGUGUCUGGGGUCAGAGAGUGGAAUGAACACAAGUAUAUAAAUAACCAUGAUGCAAGGUAGAUAGAAAGAGCUCAGGGCCAAAAGAAAUGGACACAUACUGCAACAGUAUUCUAGGAGGCCCAGAGGCUGCAGAGAUUACUCCAGGUAGGGUAUCUUGGAGGGCUUCCUGAGGAGAUGGUAUUUGCAUAUAGCUACGUCUCCAAAUAGAUUUUAAGAUCUUACAUCAACAGCAUGGUUUAUGAGAAGUUAGAUUCUGGUUAAUUUUCCAAGAAGCGCUGAGAUGCAGACGUAUGCCCUUGUUCCUCUUUCAGAGACCAUGGAAACUGAGACCCAGAGAGGUCGAUUAGGUUGUCCACAGCCUCGCAGCUAGCAAGUGACGGGCUACGAUUUGAUCUUGGGCCAGGGUGUUAGACUCCAAGUUGCGUGCUCCUGUCCCCCCCCGCGCGUUGUCGGCGGAGCCCGGGACCAGCCUGGACUGGCCGAGGGAGGGGCGGACAGUCCCGGCGGGCGGGGCGGGGCUGGCGGCCGCCGGGGCCUGGCUGAGGCACCGUGGAGGGGUCCGUCUCCACCUGCCGGGCGGAGCGCACUGGCCAUGGGCUGAGCCCCGCUUAGCCCGCCGGGCCGGCCAUGGGCGAUCGCGAGCGCAACAAGAAGCGGCUGCUGGAGCUGCUGCAGGCGGCGGGCACUGACAACGCGCACUGCGCCGACUGCGGGGCGGCGGAUCCCGACUGGGCCUCUUACAAGCUGGGGGUCUUCAUCUGUCUCAACUGCUGCGGCGUCCACCGUAACUUCCCUGACAUCAGCAAAGUUAAAUCCGUGCGACUUGACUUCUGGGACGACAGUAUUGUGGAGUUUAUGACUCGCAAUGGGAACCUCCGUGUGAAGGCCAAGUUCGAAGCCAGAGUCCCAGCUUUCUACUACAUCCCCCAGGCCAGUGACUGCCUGGUUUUAAAGGAACAAUGGAUUCGAGCUAAGUAUGAGAGACGGGAAUUUAUGGCUGAUGGGGAAACCAUCUCACUAUCAGGGAACCGAGAAGGAUUCCUGUGGAAGCGAGGAAGGAACAACUCACAGUUUCUGAGAAGGAGGUUUGUGCUUCUGGCAAGAGAAGGACUCCUGAAGUACUACACAAAGGAAGAGGGUAAAAGCCCCAAAGCUGUCAUCAGCAUUAAGGACUUGAAUGCCACCUUCCAGACAGAGAAGAUAGGGCACCCACACGGGCUGCAGAUCACCUACAGGAGAGAUAGCCACGUCAGGAACCUGUUUGUAUAUCAUGAAAGUGGGAAGGAGAUAGUGGACUGGUUCAAUGCUCUCCGUGCGGCCCGUCUGCAGUACCUAAAAAUGGCCUUUCCUGAGCUCCCGGAGUCUGAGCUCGUGCCAUUCCUCACCAGGAACUACCUCAAACAAGGCUUCAUGGAAAAGACUGGGCCAAAGCAGAGAGAACCCUUUAAGAAAAGGUGGUUUGCCCUGGAUUCCCAUGAGCGGAGGCUGCUCUAUUACAAGAACCCACUGGAUGCCUUCGAGCAGGGCCAGGUUUUUCUUGGGAACAAUGAGCAGGGAUAUGAAGUCUAUGGAGACCUGCCCAAGGACAUCCGAGGGAAUCGCUGGAAAGCCGGACUCACCAUUGUCACCCCAGAGAGGAGAUUUGUCCUCACUUGCCCCAAUGAGAAGGAGCAGCAGGAAUGGCUGGAAAGUUUGCGGGGUGUCCUGUCCAGCCCCUUGACGCCCCUCAGCUGCCUCAGCCUUCCUCAGUGCCGACAGCCCUGUGAAAAAAAGAGGAGACAUGCUGAGCUCCAGCAGGAAACUGCUGGCCCAGGCCCUGGCUUCUGGGGCUUAAAGGAGAAUUUCUGUGUUUGGAAAAGUACAGACUGAGCAGGUGACCCCCGACAGCCCCUUGGGGAAAACCCUUGUACCCUUUGAGUCUGACCGAUAUAAACACAAACUCUCUUGACUGUCCGACAAAGGCCAAAGCCAGAGAGCCUCAGAAAGGACUUGGGAAUUGCGAGUGAGGCACUCCAGCUGGCGCUUUCUUUUCUCUGCGGGCUCCCGCUUAUGAGUUUCUUGGUUUGUCUGUCUCUGUGCCUCUGUCCCUCCACUUUUCUCUCCUUUGCUGGUGUGUGUAUCCUCUCUGACGGCCUGGCCCUCACCCUUUCAUUCUGUUUUUUAUUCUGACUCCUUCUGUCUUUUGUGUGUGUG